Molecule: messenger RNA, 1267 nt
Organism: Populus nigra (black poplar)
Lineage: Eukaryota; Viridiplantae; Streptophyta; Magnoliopsida; Malpighiales; Salicaceae
Exons: 10
Coding region: 92-1105 (337 amino acids)
Biological process (GO): nucleobase-containing compound metabolic process
Molecular function (GO): 3'-5' exonuclease activity; RNA binding
Source: RefSeq, a predicted model, not a curated record
ACCCGUAUACCCUACCUAAAUUAUAAAAAACAAAAAUCAAAAGUAUUAAAAUAAUAAUAAUAGUAAUCAUAGAACUUGAUGGUUCAAUCGCAUGGCUUCCUCCUCCUCUUCUCACCAGACUCACACUCCUCUCCCUUCCGACCCCGGCGGUGGUAAACCACUAGAUCAUGAGGUUCCGAUACAUGUUGUGACCGAGCCUUCUCAACUUCCGGCCGAGUUCCUUAACCCUUCAGCCGCGAAGCAAUUGAUCAUUGGGUUUGACUGCGAGGGUGUUGAUCUUUGUCGCCAUGGAACUCUCUGUAUUAUGCAGCUUGCAUUUCCGGAUGCUAUAUAUUUGGUCGAUGCCAUUAAGGGUGGAGAGUCUCUCAUCAGAGCAUGUAAGCCUGCGCUCGAGUCUAGUCACAUCACAAAAGUUAUCCAUGACUGCAAACGGGAUAGCGAGGCAUUAUAUUUUCAGUUUGGCAUCAAGUUGCACAAUGUUGUUGAUACCCAGAUUGCUUAUUCUCAGAUAGAGGAGCAAGAAGGACGGACUAGAUUGCCUGAUGACUAUAUAUCAUUUGUUGGCCUCCUUGCAGAUCCACGCUAUUGUGGCAUAUCUUAUCUGGAGAAGGAAGAGGUUCGUGUUCUCCUCCGACAGGAUCCUAUGUUCUGGACAUACAGGCCAUUAUCUGAAAUGAUGAUCCAUGCAGCUGCAGAUGAUGUUCGCUUUCUUCUCCGUAUCUAUUAUAAGAUGAUGGAAAAGCUCAACCAGAGAUCUUUAUGGUAUCUUGCAGUUCGAGGGGUGUUGUAUUGUCGAUGUUUCUGCAUCAAUGAGAAUGAUUAUGCUGAUUGGCCCCAUAUCCCUCCUAUUCCAGAUAACCUCAUCAUCGAGGAUAAUGCUCCUGAAGAAGAAAUCCUUUCUGUACUUGAUGUUCCCCCAGGAAAGAUGGGACGUGUUAUUGGAAGACGAGGAGCAUCCAUUUUGUCAGUAAAGGAAUCUUGCAAGGCGGAGAUUUUCAUUGGAGGUGCAAAGGGUCCAACUGACAAGGUAUUCAUAGUAGGACCGGUGAAACAAGUGAGGAAAGCUGAAGCCAUGUUGAGGGGGAAAAUGCUGGAUAUAUUUUAGGGAGCUGGAUUUGUCAUGCUUGUUCAACUUAAUCUUCAGUGUAAAAAUGGCAAGUUUGAGACAAAAUUUGCCUUCUUAGACUUCCGAUGACUUGCCUCCCAAUCUGAUCACGAUAAUGCUAAUUUGUUCGGUGAUUUGCGGGUUUCAUGUGGUUUGAUACAA